AUGUCUGAAUGGGAACCCAGCACAGUGAUUGGCCGUAAGGUUAGAAUUGGCGGUGGUGGUCCUCGCCAGCAGGUGGCAAGAACACAGGGUCAAAUCAACGAGGCUAGAAGGUCUGGUAUGGUUCUGUCCGUCGAUAAGAAGUACGGUACUACUAAUUCUAAGUCCUCCCCAGAAGGCCAACGGUUGACCAAAGUGGACCGUGAAACCGAUAUUGUGAAACCAAAAAAGAUCGACGUCAGCGUUGGUAAAGCUAUUCAGAAGGGUAGACAAGACAAGAACCUAACACAGAAGGACUUGGCUACUAAGAUUAACGAGAAGCCAACUAUCGUCAACGAUUAUGAAUCCGGUAGGGGUAUUCCUAACCAGCAGAUUUUGGGUAAGAUGGAGCGUGCCUUGGGUAUCAAGUUGCGUGGUAAGAACAUUGGUGAGCCUUUGGGCGGUCCAAAGAAAUAG
Molecule: messenger RNA, 453 nt
Organism: Kluyveromyces lactis
Lineage: Eukaryota; Fungi; Ascomycota; Saccharomycetes; Saccharomycetales; Saccharomycetaceae
Gene: MBF1
Product: multiprotein-bridging factor 1
Exons: 1
Coding region: 1-453 (150 amino acids)
Cellular component (GO): nucleus
Molecular function (GO): DNA binding
Source: RefSeq, a predicted model, not a curated record